Alligator mississippiensis (American alligator) is the source of this 7761-nucleotide messenger RNA. It is a transcript of the gene EBF1, whose product is annotated as EBF transcription factor 1. Gene Ontology annotation, molecular function: RNA polymerase II cis-regulatory region sequence-specific DNA binding; DNA-binding transcription factor activity, RNA polymerase II-specific. The coding region runs from base 296 to 2110 and encodes 604 amino acids. Gene Ontology annotation, biological process: regulation of transcription by RNA polymerase II. The record is from RefSeq and is a predicted model, not a curated record. NCBI's taxonomy places the organism in Eukaryota, Metazoa, Chordata, Crocodylia, Alligatoridae. The transcript has 16 exons.
AAGUGGGUCCCGUCGGGAGCGCGGCGCUGCGCGGGGCUGCGCGGCGCGGGGGCAGCCCCUUCCACUUGCCCGCCUGGAAGAUGCCAGCGGCGGCGGCGGCGGCGGCCGAGCCCAUUGUCUGCUGACCUCCCGUGCGCCGCCUGCCCGCCCGGCCCCGAUGUGCGAGGCGCUGCCCUAACCCGCCCGCCCGCCCGCCGCUCGCCCGCUCGUCCGCCCGCCCGCCCGCCCGCAGCCGCCCCGCGCCCGGAGCGCUUCCCCGCCGCCGCCCCGCAGCCGCCACCGCCGCCGCCGCUUCAUGUUUGGCAUCCAGGAAAGCAUCCAGCGGAGCGGGAGCAGCAUGAAGGAGGAACCGCUCGGCUCCGGCAUGAACGCGGUGCGGACCUGGAUGCAGGGCGCCGGCGUGCUGGACGCCAACACGGCGGCGCAGAGCGGCGUGGGGCUGGCCCGGGCGCACUUCGAGAAGCAGCCGCCCUCCAACCUGCGCAAGUCCAACUUCUUCCACUUCGUGCUGGCGCUGUACGACAGGCAGGGGCAGCCCGUGGAGAUCGAGCGCACCGCCUUCGUGGGCUUCGUGGAGAAGGAGAAAGAGGCCAACAGCGAGAAGACCAACAACGGGAUCCACUACCGCCUGCAGCUGCUCUACAGCAACGGGAUCCGCACCGAGCAGGAUUUCUACGUGCGCUUGAUCGACUCCAUGACCAAACAAGCAAUAGUAUAUGAAGGCCAAGACAAGAACCCAGAAAUGUGCAGAGUUCUGCUCACGCAUGAAAUAAUGUGCAGCCGCUGUUGUGACAAGAAAAGCUGUGGCAACAGAAAUGAGACUCCAUCAGAUCCAGUGAUAAUUGACAGGUUCUUCUUGAAAUUUUUCCUCAAAUGUAACCAGAAUUGCCUAAAAAAUGCAGGAAACCCUCGGGACAUGCGGAGAUUUCAGGUCGUGGUGUCUACAACAGUCAACGUUGACGGCCAUGUGUUGGCAGUGUCGGACAACAUGUUUGUACACAACAACUCCAAGCACGGGCGCCGGGCUAGAAGGCUUGAUCCCUCGGAAGGUACGCCUUCUUAUCUGGAACAUGCAGCUACACCAUGUAUCAAAGCCAUCAGUCCAAGUGAAGGAUGGACUACAGGAGGUGCCACUGUCAUCAUCAUAGGAGACAAUUUCUUUGAUGGGUUACAGGUCAUAUUCGGCACCAUGCUGGUUUGGAGUGAGCUGAUUACUCCUCAUGCAAUCCGAGUUCAGACGCCUCCCCGACACAUCCCUGGUGUGGUAGAAGUCACAUUGUCCUACAAAUCGAAGCAGUUCUGCAAGGGAACGCCUGGGAGGUUCAUUUACACCGCUCUGAACGAACCCACCAUUGACUACGGCUUCCAGAGGUUACAGAAGGUUAUUCCACGACACCCCGGUGAUCCCGAGCGCUUGCCAAAGGAAGUAAUAUUGAAGAGAGCGGCUGAUUUGGUAGAAGCUCUCUAUGGUAUGCCACAUAAUAACCAGGAAAUAAUCCUGAAAAGAGCAGCAGAUAUUGCAGAAGCACUGUACAGUGUUCCCCGCAAUCACAACCAGCUCCCAGCACUUGCUAACACGUCCGUCCAUGCAGGGAUGAUGGGAGUGAAUUCCUUCAGUGGUCAGCUAGCCGUCAACGUCUCCGAAGCCUCGCAGGCCACCAGUCAGGGUUUUACUCGCAACUCGAGCAGCGUGUCACCGCACGGGUACGUGCCAAGCACCACCCCUCAGCAGACAAACUACAACUCGGUCACCACGAGCAUGAAUGGCUACGGGAAUGCCGGAAUGUCAAAUUUAGGCGGUUCUCCAACCUUCCUGAAUGGGUCUGCUGCCAACUCUCCCUACGCCAUUGUGCCGUCCAGUCCAACCAUGGCUUCCUCCACUAGCCUCCCCUCCAACUGUAGCAGUUCCUCUGGGAUCUUCUCCUUCUCACCAGCCAACAUGGUCUCAGCGGUGAAACAGAAGAGCGCUUUCGCCCCUGUCGUGAGACCACAAACUUCCCCUCCUCCCACCUGCACCAGCACCAAUGGGAAUAGCCUGCAAGACCAGUCUUUUGUGGACUCUAGCAAGUACUCCAAUGCAGGGUCUCUCCAGGGGCUGGCCUUCUCCUGAAGUACGUCACUCAAUCUUCCCUUCCUUUUCUUUCUUUUUUUUGGUUUUGUUUUUCCUUUGUCAUAGUACAGUUGUGCAGAAAACCGACCAAGAGCUCUAGUGCGUCAUGGCAAAGAGACAGUUGCAAAGCUUGGCUCGAGCCUUUUGCCUCGAGUAAAUACAUCAGGCAUACUCCAAACUAAUAAGAGCAUUUCCCAACUUCGUUUGUACUGGGGCAGACAUUAGCUAGGCGUGAUUAAUGUACUGUCCAUAAGCCAAUUAAUUUCCAAAGUGGUGGAGUGUCCCUCUGAAAGCCUCUUCAGCUGUUCUUAAUAAGGGAGCUGCUUCUUUCCAGUGUCCCUUCCCCUCUGGUUCAAAAAUAUUCCCGUUGUUUUACUGAAGUACGUCUUGGAGAGCUAAUGCAAGCUGGUGAACAAGAGAUUAAGCCAGUCAGAGCUGGGACUCUGCAAAGAACACAAGUGUCUGCUUCGUUGUUCGGUUCAGCCUGUUUUGCACCCUAAAAACCCUCCUUUAUCAUUCCCGCACUGUCGUGCCCUGAGAGAGACAUACAGUUUCAGGCUCACUUAAUUUGGGGGAUUUCCAGGAGCAGAUGCAGCCAGCUGCCUCGAAUUGUGCUGGAGGUGGAAAGGUUUUGUGAUGCGCGUUGUGUUUGAGGUCUGCUUUCCUUCCCACGUGCCUAUGCAAGUUGUAUAAGGAGCUCCGGGCCCUUCCAUUGGUAGGAAGUUGCUCUUCCAAACGUGCAUGUAACGCUCCAAAAAAUCUGCGUGGUCCAUUGUCCACCGGAGAAGGAAGGCAGACUCCCAGCCGUAGCCGAGGUCGAGUCGUUCAAUGAGCUCCCUGCGCGUGUGGAGUGGAAAAGGUUCAUUCAUAAAAACGGGAAUGUGUUACCACUACAGAUUGUGCUCAGUGCACUUCAGGCUAGUAAAGGAGAGGUAUGAAGAUUUCCACUACAAUAAAUUGUAAUCCGGCUGGAAUUCAAGACUAGAUGUCCCUGAAAAGCCUCCUCAAAUGCAGGUCGGGUGCCAGACACAACCCACGGUGAGGUUUUUACAACAGCUGGACCUAGAUGUGCAGGAUGUGCGGUACGUUUUAAAAUAUCCAACCUUGCCAUAGUUGGCAGCUUUAAACCGCGUUUCUGUGCAGCUCGAAUGAUUUAGUCUCCUGAAUAAUACCGAGAACUAAGAGUUGCCUACUUUGAGCUUUUCAGCUUAUUCGUGUCUCUUCCAUCUCCUCCCCUCCCCUUGCCACUCUCUGGAGCGGGGCGGGGGAAGAGAGGCAGCGAUGGGAGAAGGCUUUUCAUUUCGCCAGCCGUGGCCUUCCAGCGUUCGUACGCCGUACGGUGGAAAGCAAUUACGGAGCGACGUUAGAGCGCUGGCCGCUCGUUAUGUCGCACCCUGAUUUGUAAUGCCCAGAAAAUGCACCAUCUAAGCGUUCCCCCUCAUUUCUAUUGAGCAAUUCGGUUUCAUAAUAGGGAGCGAGACGCCAAGAGACGGUUCAUUCGUAGGGCACCGCUGAACUUCAUGGUGAGUUCGACACGCAGCCUUUAGCCCCGUACCUUCUGACACUACCCGAGGCAUGCAAUAAGUGCUGCGAAACGCGCUGCCUGUUGUGUCUUAGUGCUUAAAUAAACAAUCCUGUGUAAGGAGGCUGUCUUAUCUCUCUUGGGCUUCUGGUUACAUCAGAAAGCAAUCAAGCUUUGCUUAUGUAGCUCAGAUAUCAGCAGAACUCGCUAGAAGAACAGCCAUGCUUAUCUGUUGUUCUCUUUGCCAUGCAGUUUUGUAAAACUUGAAAUACAUUAUUUGUGUAAUUUGCUGGCAGCAAAUACAAAUUAGCAUGUGAUGAGAGAAAUAAUACCCGCUGAUGGAAGGUUUUCCUUGCUCUCUCCCCCCGCGCUUCCCUUUUCGGAGGAGCUGUGAUCUCAUGCCUACAAUAUUUCCCUCUGAUAUCUCCCUUUUCAGAAUCAAUAGCACGCCGCAGCGGCGCAGAGACUGCGUGACCCUAUAGACGGAGCACUUAGGGAACAAAAGUAGCAGGAUCUAAGUGAGGACUUGGCAGAAUGGAAAUACCAAGGCUUUUAGGCAGAAGAGAUGUCAUUUUGCCAUUUGACUUGUAAUUUAAUUCAGAAUAGCAGAGUUCGACGGUAAUAAUAAUAGCAGCUCCUUGAAAACCUACUCGUGAUGUACCUCCGCGCCAUUUUGCUUCCAGUGGCGCCGGGUGCCUCUCUGUCAUUUAUCCAAGAGGCAAUGUUAAAACAUCAGGAAGCGGGGUGGGGUCCUCGGUGACGGGAGGGUUCAGUCUGGACUCGGAGGAAUCAUAGGCUGGAAGGGACCUUGAGGGAUCCUCGAGUCCAACCCCCUGCUCUGGGCAGGAUACCACGGAGAUCAAACGAUCCCAGCAAGGCGCCCGUCCAGUCUCCUCUUGAAGACUUCCAGGGCUGGGGACCGCACCUCCGUGGGCAGUCUCUUGCAGACUGUGGUCAUCCUUACCAUGAAGAAGAGUAAAAAGAAAGAGCCACCGCAGUCCUUUGCAAGCAGAUGUGCCCAAACCCUGUCCCGCUGCCCCAGGAGAAGGCUGACCUCGGGCAUUCGCACUCGGUUCAGGCACGUCUCCAGACUUGAGGAAUGACUGGAGGGGAAGGAGGGAGAUUCAUAGAUGUUAGGGUCGGAAGGGGCCUCAGUAGAUCAUCGAGUCCGACCCCCUGCAUCGGCAGGAAAGAGUGCUGGGUCUAGAUGACCCCAGCUAGAUACUCAUCUAACCUCCUCUUGAAGACCCCCAGGGUAGGGGAGAGCACCACCUCCCUUGGGAGCCCGUUCCAGACCUUGGCCACUCGAACUGGGAAGCAGUUCCUCCUAAUGUCCAGUCUAAAUCUGCUCUCUGCUAGCUUGUGAGAGGAGGUUAUGUACCUUCUAAAUUGAAAAACAAAUUAGCUUUCUUUUCUGGGUCUGAAGUUUUAAAAUGUCGAUACCUUUAGUUUAAAAAGUUUUAAAAAAUAAAAAAGAGGAAGAUUAAAAUCCAGCUGCAAUAUUUUGGCAGGAUCCAAAUGAAGCAUUUUGAUUACACCCAGUGGUGAGGUUUGGGGUGGGAUUUUGGUUUUGUGAUUUUUUUUUUCCUUAAAUUUUGAAUUUUUAGCUCAAUUUGGGAUGGGAAAAUCCAGAACUUGUUCUUGGGGCUGGAGAGCUGCUUCCCGCCCGGCCCCACGGGGGUGUCGCGGGUUUGCCCCUGGGCUCCUUGUUUGCUCCGGGGAAGAGACGCCGUGCAGCGGGCCCGAGCCUGACACCAUCUGCCCCCCUUGUGCCAGCUCGGCUGCGCUUGCUCUGCUGCAGGAUGGGGGCAAAACCCCACUCCACUAGUUGCCCUUCCCUUCCCCUCCAUAUCUUGCCCCUUGUAGAGGCAGAGGAGUACCAGUCUACCCCACGGCUGCUCUCACCCCUGCCUUGUAGCCCUGUCCGGUGAAAGCUAAGAAUACUUCCUAGCAUCUUCCAAUACGUGUGACUUCAGGCCCAAAUUGUCCCUGCAAAUGGGAUGCCUUUGGAAGGGAGGAUAGUCAGCUUUUCCUCUCCAGUAGACCAGGAGCAGCCUUGAGUGGUCCAGCCUCCCCCAGAUCCACUUAGAUGUCAUAUAUUAUCCCCGUCAAUUUUAACAAUAAUCUGGUUGCCCCUGUAGCUGACAGGGCCUUGCUUCACCCCUUCCUGAGCAUGUCUUCACCUUCAUUGAAGGGACUUCUCUGGGGAGGUGGGGUAAGGCUGGGGGGCGAUAGCUGGCAGUCACGUUCCUUAAUACAUGGUUGGAAAAUGCUCAGAUAUGAUGAUGAACGUGGUAUAAAAAACACUAGAAAAGCAAAGCAAAGCUCUACCACUGGGGCUCUUGGACAGGCCCAGGUAUAAAUGCCCGCCAUUAUUCCCGUGGCACUUUCUCAUUUGAGAUGUCUGCCUCCUCCCCUUCCACGUAGCAAGGAAACAACCUGAGCCAUAGCAUUUGCCUAGCUUCCCCACCGUCCCCAUUUCUCUAAUAAGCUAUUGUCAUGCCACCCAACGUGCAAAAAAACAUAAAUGAGACAACACCGUGGUCUGUCUGCAGUUUUAUGUUUGGAAACCCCAUCAUUCAAAAUGGUCCCAAAUAUAACCUCCAAGAUGCCCAUUGCAGCGAUCGAGUGUUACUGUAGGGUUGUCCCCUCUCCUGCAAACACAUGGAUGCGUUUUGCAUUCUUGCCUUCUCCUCUCAUUUUAUUUCAUUUAAUCAAUGCAGUUUACCCGAGCUGCUUUCCCCUUGCUGAUUAGACUUGUAAUUCUUGCACAUAUGGUGGUGUUUGUGGAGAAAACAUUUCCCUCCUCUCCCCCCCAACCCCAAAUCUGUGAGUCUUUCACUUUGGCUCAGUUCUUAUCAAAUGAUUGCAGCUGUAAUUAAAGCACAAUGAAUUAGAAGCAGUCCCAGGGCUGAGUUCUUCCUUAAGAAAUCACUUGCCCAGAUGUAGGAGAUGGCAGGCAGCUCCGGUGUUUAAAUCAUGUGCCCAUGAAGUGCAGCCACCCUGAAGUCUAGUGUGCCUUUUAUAUCCUGUUGCAAAUAACCCAUGCCACUGACAUUUUAAAGAUUCAGGCUUGUUAUAACUUCCGCCACGCAGCUAAGUGGCUACCUCCUGCCAUGCCAGGCAUCGUGGCGCUGUAUCGUUCAGCCGCUGGGCACAUCUGUGCCCGGUCCGGCCGGCCAGGCGAGGCGUGGGUUCUGGUUAACGACAGCAGACAAAGCUGGAAGUGAAGCUGUGUAGGAGUCGGUAUUCUGUAUCUGUAGCUAUAGCUCUUCUCAAAACACCUUCCCUUUUAAGAAGGCCUGUAAACACUUUGGAAAUUAGACUAGAAAGAAUUUUAAAGUAACAUUAUUGAUUCAACUUCAAGCCACAAGCAAGAGGAAAUUCGAAGUUGAGGCUAACACUCGGCUCUUCGUUUGCCUCCGAAGACACGGGGAGACCACAGGCUGAAGCCAUGCACAGCGCAAACCCACGCGGAGGUGGAGGGUGGAUUGCAGAUUGAACGAGCGGCUUCCUUGGGUCUGCGGGCUGACGUUGCUCCCAGGCCCCAAGGAAACGCGUGCGCGACUCCCAGGCUCGAACACACAGCUGAUACAGCGGGAGAAAGCUGGGUUAAGAGGAGGAUAUAGCGCAUCAGUGUCCAAAAUGUAAUAAAUGCACGAUAACGGCUUUUAUAAACGCUCUUGGUUUAUGGGAUGCCAGACGUCCGCCCACACAACAAAUAUCUGUUCCUAAAGCAAAAAACCCAAGCAGAAUUUAUACAAAAUCUCCCGGUAUUUUCCCAAGUUUCGGCUUCCUGAGCUUUGCCAUCAGCACUCAGACUCUGCAUCUAAGAGCUGAGAAGGAAGGAAGGGCCCCACUCUUUUCCUGGGUUGCUUACACUGGAAAAUCUGGCAUUUAAUCCUGAUUUCCACCGGUGUAAGUGAGAGCAGGAUCAGGGCUCGUGUGUUUAAUGUGUGUGUUGUUGCAUGUACAGAAUGAUACUUGUGCGUGAGUUCAGCUCACCGUUCAGAUGAGAAGGUGGCUCGUAAAUGUGUAAAAAGGGCGGGUUUAUUUGGUGAACUGGUGUCGUGAUGCACAAAAGUCACUUUUUUCCUUUGUGUUUUUUUUUCUUCCUCUCCCUUCCUCA